Messenger RNA from Scatophagus argus, 7937 nucleotides. RefSeq names its product ankyrin-3-like. The record is from RefSeq and is a predicted model, not a curated record. The transcript is spliced from 49 exons. Gene Ontology annotation, molecular function: protein binding. The coding region runs from base 310 to 6432 and encodes 2040 amino acids. Gene Ontology annotation, cellular component: T-tubule. Gene Ontology annotation, biological process: regulation of cardiac muscle contraction; signal transduction; protein localization to T-tubule. NCBI's taxonomy places the organism in Eukaryota, Metazoa, Chordata, Actinopteri, Scatophagidae.
UUUUCUCAGUGGGGGUAAUGCUGCCACCUUGUGUUGGCUCCCCUCGCCUCAGAGAGCCUCCCUGGGGCUGGAGCUCUGGAUAGCACUCCGCUUCCACCUGGGACGUCCGUCGGGACAAGCCUACGCUUUCACCGCCCUAUCCGGACUACUUCGAGGUCCCUGAAGACCCUGAAGAGGUCCUCCAGUCAGUCAGUCAGUCAGAGCGCGAAGCUGAACGCAAAUGUCCCCUCUUCUCACGCGUGUUCAGAGCGACUGGUUCACAGCGCGGCGUGAGGGUUUGCUCCUGUGAUUAAAAGUUACCUGUUCAACAUGGCUUCUUCCGCCACAGGUGACCGCGAAGAGCAGACGGAUGUAAAUGCCUGUUAUCUGCGAUCAGCUCGGGCCGGGAACCUCGAGAAAGCUUUGGACUACCUGAAGAAUGGAGUCGACAUCAAUAUUUGCAAUCAGAAUGGGCUGAAUGCUCUCCAUCUGGCCUCCAAGGAGGGACAUGUGGAAGUGGUGGCUGAGCUCAUCAAACAUGGCGCCAAUGUGGAUGCAGCCACCAAGAAAGGAAACACGGCCCUCCACAUUGCUUCUCUUGCUGGGCAGACAGAGGUGGUGAAGGAGCUCGUCGCCCACAACGCCAACGUCAAUGCACAGUCUCAGAAUGGCUUCACUCCGCUGUACAUGGCAGCGCAGGAGAACCACUUGGAUGUGGUGCAGUUCUUAUUGGACAACAGCUCCAGUCAGAGCAUCGCCACCGAGGAUGGUUUCACUCCCCUGGCGGUGGCGCUACAGCAGGGUCACGAGCAGGUGGUUUCCCUCCUCCUGGAAAACGACACCAAGGGGAAGGUCCGCCUACCUGCGCUGCACAUCGCGGCGCGGAAAGACGACACCAAGGCCGCCGCCCUCCUCCUCCAGAACGACCACAACGCUGACGUGGAGUCCAAGAUGAUGGUGAAUAGAACAACAGAGAGCGGUUUCACGCCUCUGCACAUCGCGGCUCACUACGGCAACAUCAACGUGGCGACGCUGCUGCUGAACAGAGGGGCAGCUGUGGACUUCAAGGCGAGGAAUGACAUCACGCCGCUGCACGUAGCCUCGAAACGCGGAAACACCAACAUGGUGCGGCUGCUGCUCGAGCGGGGGGCCAAGAUCGAUGCACGGACCAAGGACGGUUUGACUCCCCUCCACUGUGGAGCCCGGAGUGGCCAUGAGCAGGUGGUGGAGAUGCUGCUGAACAGAGGAGCUCCAAUCCUGUCAAAGACCAAGAACGGUUUGUCUCCGCUCCACAUGGCGACGCAGGGCGACCACCUCAACUGCGUCCAGCUGCUGCUGCACCACGAGGUGCCCGUGGACGACGUCACCAACGACUACCUGACGGCGCUGCACGUGGCCGCACACUGCGGCCACUACAAGGUGGCAAAGGUCAUCGUGGACAAGAAGGCCAACCCCAACGCCAAGGCGCUGAAUGGUUUCACUCCCCUGCACAUUGCCUGCAAGAAAAACAGAGUCAAGGUGAUGGAGCUGCUUCUGAAGCAUGGAGCGUCCAUACAGGCAGUCACUGAGUCCGGUCUGACUCCCAUCCACGUCGCAGCCUUUAUGGGACACGACAACAUCGUCCACCAGCUAAUCAACCACGGGGCUUCGCCGAACACAAGCAAUGUGAGGGGGGAGACAGCUCUCCACAUGGCCGCCAGGGCAGGACAGUCGAAUGUGGUCCGAUAUCUGAUCCAGAAUGGAGCGCGAGUCGAUGCCACAGCCAAGGACGACCAGACUCCGCUGCACAUCUCAAGCCGUCUCGGUAAGCAGGACAUUGUCCAACAGCUGCUGGCGAACGGAGCAUGCCCAGACGCCACCACCAGCUCCGGAUACACACCUUUACACCUCGCCGCCAGGGAGGGACACAGAGAUGUGGCCUCUGCGCUGCUGGACCAAGGAGCUAAUCUGGGCAUCAUAACCAAGAAGGGCUUCACUCCUUUGCAUGUGGCUGCAAAGUACGGGAAGAUCGAGGUCGCCAACCUGCUGCUGCAGAAAAACGCUCCGCCUGAUGCUGCCGGGAAGAGUGGACUAACUCCACUGCAUGUGGCAGCGCACUAUGAUAACCAGAAGGUGGCGCUGCUCUUGCUCAACCAGGGGGCUUCACCACACGCUGCUGCAAAGAACGGCUACACGCCGCUCCACAUUGCAGCUAAGAAGAAUCAGAUGGAGAUCACCACCACCUUACUGGAGUACGGUGCCUCCACCAACGCGGUGACGCGCCAGGGGAUCACUCCUCUGCACCUCGCGGCGCAGGAAGGCAACGUGGACAUCGUGACGCUGCUGCUGGCUCGAGACGCUCCUGUAAACAUGGGCAAUAAGUCCGGUCUGACUCCGCUCCACCUGGCUGCCCAGGAGGAUAAAGUCAACGUCGCUGAAGUCCUUGUUAACCACGGAGCUACGAUAGACCCUGAGACCAAGCUGGGAUACACUCCUCUCCAUGUGGCCUGUCACUAUGGCAACGUGAAGAUGGUCAGUUUCCUGCUGAAAAACCAGGCGAAGGUCAACGCUAAGACCAAGAACGGUUACACACCCCUCCAUCAGGCCGCACAGCAGGGACACACACACAUCAUCAACCUGCUGCUACUUCACGGAGCGUCGCCCAACGAGCUCACCGCUAAUGGGAACAGUGCUCUGUCCAUCGCCAGGAGGCUCGGCUACAUCUCUGUGGUUGACACGCUCAAAGUGGUCACUGAGGAAACUCUGACCACUCAGACUGUGAUAGAGAAGCACAAGAUGAACGUUCCAGAGACCAUGAACGAGGUGUUGGACAUGUCCGAUGACGAAGUCUGUAAAGCCAAUGUCCCCGAAAUGAUCACGGAGGACUAUUUAUCUGAUGUGGAAGAAGACGUGGAUGCUGGAAAUGUCUGCAUCAGCUACACCUGUGACGAUGCGAUGACGGGGGACACGGACAAAUACCUGGCCCCCCAGGACCUGCGGGAGCUGGGGGACGACUCGCUCCCUCAGGAGGGCUACAUGGGCUUCAGCGUUGGUGCGCGCUCACAGAGCCUGCGUUCCUUCAGUUCUGAUAGGUCCAACACACUGAACCGGAGCUCGUUCACACGGGACAGCAUGAUGAUAGAGGAGAUGCUGGCAUCCAAUAAGGACAUGCAUUUGGCGGUGGCCAAGGACAACGACAGCGACUCUCUGAGGAGGUACAGCUGGACUGCAGACGCGAUGGAUAAUGUCAACCUCGUCUCCUCGCCAGUGCACUCCGGUUUUUCCUCUCCGCUCCCGCAGUACGACAGCAGGUUCCUGGUCAGCUUCAUGGUCGACGCCAGGGGUGGCUCCAUGAGAGGAAGUCGUCACAACGGCAUGCGCAUCAUCAUCCCGCCCAGAAAGUGUACGGCGCCCACCAGGAUCACCUGUCGACUGGUCAAGAGACACAAACUGGCAUCGCCUCCUCCGAUGGUGGAAGGAGAAGGCCUGGCCAGCCGACUGGUUGAGGUCGGUCCAGCAGGAGCUCAGUUCCUCGGGCCUGUGAUAGUGGAGAUCCCGCACUUUGGCUCAAUGCGAGGCCAGGAGAGAGAGCUGAUCCUACUGCGCAGCGAGAACGGAGAAACCUGGAAGGAGCAUCUGUACGACUACAAGACUGACGACCUCAAUCAGCUCCUCAGCGGGAUGGAUGAAGAACUGGACAGUCCUGAGGAGCUUGAGAGGAAGAGAAUCUGCCGUAUCAUCACCAAGGACUUCCCACAGUACUUUGCUGUCGUGUCUCGAAUCAGGCAGGAGACCCAUCAGAUGGGACCAGAGGGUGGGACUCUGUGCAGCCGAAGUGUCCCAUUGGUUCAGGCUUCUUUCCCUGAGGGGGCAUUAACCAAAAAGAUAAAAGUUGGACUACAGGCCCAGCCGGUACCUGAUGAGACUGUAAAGAAAAUCCUGGGUAACCGAGCAACCUUCAGCCCCAUCGUUACCGUGGAGCCCAGAAGAAGGAAGUUCCACAAGCCCAUCACCAUGACGAUCCCAGUCCCACCCCUCUCAGGGGAGGGGCUUACCAAUGGCUACAAGGGAGACUGUACUCCAUGUCUCCGCCUCCUCUGUAGCAUUACAGGUGGGACGUCUCCAGCACAGUGGGAAGAUAUCACUGGCACAACUCCUCUCACCUUCAUCAAUGACUGUGUCUCCUUUACCACCAACGUUUCUGCUCGAUUCUGGUUAGCAGACUGCCAUCAGAUCCCAGAGACGGUGGGCUUGGCUACGCAGCUGUACAGGGAGCUGAUCUGUGUGCCCUACAUGGCCAAGUUUGUGGUGUUUGCUAAGAUGAAUGACCCAGUGGAGUCCAGAUUGAGGUGCUUCUGUAUGACAGACGACAAGGUGGAUAAGACCCUGGAGCAGCAGGAGAACUUUGAGGAGGUGGCCAGGAGCAAAGACAUAGAGGUUCUGGAGGGCAGGCCCAUCUAUGUGGAUUGCUAUGGAAACUUGUCUCCUCUGACCAAAGCUGGUCAGCAGUUAGUUCUCAACUUCUACGCCUUCAAGGAGAACCGUUUGCCCUUCUGUGUCAAGGUGAGAGAUCCCAGCCAGGAGCCCUGCGGUCGCCUUACGUUCCUCAAAGAGUGUAAGAUCACUAAAGGCCUCCCACAAACCGCCGUGUGUAACCUGAAUAUCACACUUCCUGCAGUGAAAAAGGAAAUGGAGUCAGAUGCCGAGGAUGAGACUGAAAAGCCAGAGCGACGUCAUACCUUUGCAUCCCUAGCCUUACGUAAGCGCUACAGCUAUCUGGCCGAGCCUGCACUGAGCCCUCAGAGUCCCUGCGAGAGAACAGACCUCCGCAUGGCGAUAGUAGCCGACCACCUCGGACUCAGCUGGACUGAGCUGGCCAGGGAGCUGGAUUUCUCUGUGGACGAGAUCAACUUCAUCAGAGUGGAGAACCCCAAUUCCCUGACAGCACAGAGCUUCAUGCUCCUAAAGAAAUGGGUGCACAGGGACGGUAAAAAUGCCACAACGGAUACUUUAACUGCGGUGCUGACUAAGAUCAAUCGGUUGGAUAUUGUGACUUUGCUGGAAGGGCCCAUAUUUGACUACGGUAACAUUUCAGGCACACGCUGCUUUGCCGAUGAUAACGCGGUAUUCCCGGAUCAGUCCGAUGGAUACCAAAAUAUAGAUCUGGAGCUGAAAACCCCCUCAGACCUGAACUACGUGCCCCCCACCCCGCUGCGCUCAGAUGACUUCUUUAGCGAGGGCGAUGCUAGCACAGACUCCCCUACCAGGACCACCCUCACUAGACCUAGCGACCUCUCUCUCACUCAGACCACCAGCACCUCCAGCAGCGACCCCCUCACGGUCGUCCCGGCCCCUCGCUCCGAUGCCACGGAGCCCCCCAUUGUUGUGGCUGAAGACACGACCUUGACCACUACAGGAGCAGGGAUGUCUGCGGAGGAGAAGUCAGGGCUGGUGUCUUACGAGAGGCCGGAUAAUGACAGGAGGGCAAUAGAGCAAUCCAGAAAGGAAAGAGACGGGCAUGCUGAGCUUGUUUUGGAGCAUCAGGGAGGAAAACAAAAAGAGGACGCUGCCACAGUCGCUGGUCACGGAAAUGGAAGGCAGGAAGAAGAAGCAGAGGAGGAGGAGAUGACCCGGGAGAGGCUCCAGAGUCUGCUGGAGGAUAUAAACCUGGAGGGAGGCUUGGAGGAUGUGGAGAUGACAGAGGAGGGGGUGAAAGCCAUCCUCGAACAAGUACAGCAAGCAGAAAAAGACGUGUGCUCAGUUCCAGGCUGGAGAAGCGAGACGUCCGGCGCGAUCGUAGAGUCGGCAGCUCCUGGCCAAAGCCCCGGUGCUGAGGAGGGCAGCCCAGACAGUCUGGCUGAUUCUCUGGAGCAGCCCCCGGCUCAGGCCGACAGACACAACGGAGAUCGCAGUGACGAGGCCAAGAAGAAGGGCUCUCAGGAGGACAGCAGCACAGCAGGACCAAGCAGGGGACACGAGGACGGAGGUGAAAGGUCCCAGCACAAAGUCCAGGGGAGCCUAAGGGCUGACGAGUCCGGCUCUGACGAGGAGACCACCGUCACCACCCGGGUGUACCGCAGACGAGUCAUUCUGAAGGGAGAGGAGGCCAAAAACAUUCCUGGAGAGUCUGUGAUGGAGGAGCAGUUCACAGAUGAAGACGGGAAUCUGGUCACCAGAAAAGUGAUCAGAAAGGUGGUGCGCCGUGUGGUCAACACGGAGGACAGGAGGAUAAGUGAAGGCGAAACUGUUGCAGAAGAAGGUGUUGGUGGUGUUGUUGUUGGUGGUGUGGCGACAGGUGGAGCAGAUGCUGCUCUCUCAGCAGGAGGAGGAGCCACUGGGGGGAAGGGCAAGAAGAGGGGGAAGCGCUCCCGUCAGGGCCACAAAGCGGUGAAGUCCGGAGAGGAGACCCUGAGAGGGAAAACUGAGCCUGGAGACGGCGCCGGCAAGAAGCAAGGGAAGAAGAUUCAGUCAUAACAAUAGAGCUCUCAACUAAACCAGGUCCACUGACGUCCACCUGAGACACCACACACACCCGGGGAGGAAACGCCUCGUCAAUCGGCCAUAACGUGUCUGAAGCUUUCACCUACAGCGCAUGGUUUCUACAGCAAGACAACGCAAAAACAAGUUACUUCUCUUUGAUUUCGCAUGAGCAUGUCACCAAAACUCACUCAGUGUUGGAAACUGACACCGAAGGACACGCAUGGACGUGAGCUGGAACUUUCCCAUCUCUGUGAGCAAAGAUGGUCCAAACAGGAAUCUGAAAACCGCUGACAGAAAAGGAAAAAGACGUGCGAUUCGCGCUCUCUCAGACUCGCCUUAUGUGGUCUGUUAUUUUCCUCGCGGACCCACGUUAUCGGGCUGUAACACGCGGUUCUUUUUUUUAAACAAAGAAAAUUAAAUCUAAUAGCAAAUGGGUGAUUUUGAUGUAUAUAAAUGACACUGUAUAAAAUCUGGGGGGGAAAAAAGAAAAAAAGAGUAGCUUCACAGAUUGUUUAUGCACUGAUUUGAGUCAAAGCUUUGCAGAGUCGGUGCGUUCGUGCCGAGAGGUCGACGCCAUUUGAGCAGCCUCGAGUGACCCGCCACGCUCUUCCAAAUGAAUAUAAAAGAGGAAAAAAAAAAACAAAACAAAACAAAUGGAGAGAAAAAGAAACUGCCUGAUGGUGAACAGAGGAUGUUUCUUGAAAGCCAACAGCUACUUCCGCUCUGUCUGUGGGGACUUUCUCCAGAGAAAUGAUAUUUUGCUGCAUGUGACGUCACUUUAAUUUUAUUGCUUUCCUUUUUGUUUUUUUUUCCUCCUAAUUCAAAAGCACUGUAAUACAACUAGAGAGGGAUGAUUUUUGAUGGUACUUCUGUGUGUGUGAGCACUCAUAAUAACACAACCAUCCGUCAUCUAUAACUGUUUUUACCAAGAUGAAAACGCACUCGAGUGGCGCAGAUAGAAAACGCUUCGGUCUCACGCUUCAGGAAGGUCCCUGAAUGUAACCUGCAGACUCUGUGUGUGCGUGUGUGUGUGUGAGAGCGUGCGUGUGUGUGUGUGUGUGCACGCAACAUCUCCAUCUGUAAGCCCAUCAUGCAAGCCAGAAGUGUACGUCAAAGCUUUUAGGUCUGCUGUGGUUUUAAAAAAAAGGGGGGCUCUUUUCAUUUUGACGGUUUGAUGACUUUUAUCUUUAACGGGCUGUUAAUUACACGAGAACAGAGAAUCUCGUUUUUGGCGGCAUCAUCCACGUCUAAUCGUUUUUACCACAUCACAUAAAUCAUAGUAUUGAUCACACCUUGUUAAAAACCUGAUUUUCUGUUCCUGUGUAAAUCUGUUUGUUUUUUUUUAAAGUUUUGUCUUUUCUUUUUUUCAUACAAAACCACCCUGAGCAUCCACUGUUGAUGAAAAAUCUGGUACCGACAUGUAUGAAGAACCAACAUAGCCUACACUGGAUGAUCCAAGUAAUUAUUUAAGCAUAAAAAUAAAUUGUGUUUAAACCCUG